AUGGAGUGUAGCCAAUCUUCCAUUUCGGAAGAGUGUCAAAUGAGAUCUGUCGCAGAAUCUCUGAAGCCUGCAGGAUCUAGGUUUGACAACGAGAUAUCCUAUGAAAUAAAUGGGUGUAUUUUGACGUGGAUAGCAAACGACGAAGCCGGCGAAUACAGAUUUGACUGCUCAAACAUCAUUGAAAUAAUUGACGGCUACUACAAAGCUGAGUUUUAUCUGGACACAAAGAGAAUAUUUGAGGCGCCGAACAUUAUCGACAGUUACGACAACAACAUACAGGUCGAGUUUACAAAUUACACCGAAGAGGAUCAUACCAAGAACUAUCCACCUAAAGUCGAAAAGACUAAUACACGUAACAUAUACACAAUCUCAAGCGCAAGCACAGAGGCCGAAUCGUUGCAUGAAAAUUUAAACAACUCCAGAAAAAAUGGAGCACAAUGGACUCAGGCUACCGACACGAAACAGUCUGAAACUAGACUGACAACUACAAGGGGAACAAGAUCGUCCAGCACAAGUAACACAUCAACCAAAUACACUAAUUCGAGCAACGUAAAACAGGCUACGAAGGUGGAAAGGCCGAAGGAAAAGGCCGCAAGCAUCCAAAAGAAACCAAUGGAAACACGAAAGCAGUCUGGAUCCAAUUUUACCUUGAGGAGUUCCCGAGCGAGCAAACUCCCAGCCACACAAACAAACAUAUAUAGCAGAGAGAACGCGAGAGUAUUUGCAGCCACGAACGCAAGAGUCGCCACACCAGCCAUUGAGACAGUGUUUCCAGUUCCGGAUAUAAAAAGGCGCAAAUAUACUAAACAGGAACAGCCGAAGAGGAAACCAGAUAUUGAGGUACGUCGAGGGGAGCGAGUGAGGAAAGUGAGCAUAUUCCAAGACUGUUACAUACCGGCGGCCAGAAACGAAUGGAUAUCAGAGGUUUUCAUAGGAGCGCACAAGGAAAACUUUUAA
Messenger RNA from Theileria orientalis strain Shintoku, 957 nucleotides. RefSeq lists its product as hypothetical. The record is from RefSeq and is a predicted model, not a curated record. Bases 1 to 957 code for a protein of 318 amino acids. Lineage: Eukaryota; Apicomplexa; Aconoidasida; Piroplasmida; Theileriidae. The transcript has 3 exons.